Cokeromyces recurvatus is the source of this 1068-nucleotide messenger RNA. Its product is annotated as armadillo-type protein. The coding region runs from base 1 to 1068 and encodes 355 amino acids. The record is from RefSeq and is a predicted model, not a curated record. The transcript has 3 exons. Lineage: Eukaryota; Fungi; Mucoromycota; Mucoromycetes; Mucorales; Mucoraceae.
AUGCCAGAGUUAUGGUAUAAACUUCUUGAUACCUUCAAGACUUUACCACUGACUACAGAGAGUUUAAAAUUCAUUGAAUCUUUUGCAGUCACUAAAGAACAACAAUCAAAGGAUAUUGAAUGGUGGAAGAUGAUUUUAGAGGAUUAUUUACAGAGAGCAUCUAUUCAUGAGCAACCUUUCAUUCGUGCAGCUGCUUGUGAUUGCUUUGCAAGUAUGCCACAAGAGACAUUUGAAUUAUUUCAUUAUCGUCAUCAAAGAUUAAUCAUCACUUUACUACUGUCACUUGUUGUAGAUGAAAAUAUACAUGUAAAAGGAGCAGCAUGUAGAGCACUCGGGAUAUUUAUCUUAUUUCCUUCUUUAAGAGAAGAUCCUAUGUUUGUAUCAGAUAUGGCAAAAUCAAUUUUAUCACAAAAAGAAGAUAAAGCUAUCCUUGUUCGUAUCAGAGCGAGUUGGGCCAUUGCCAACUUGUGUGAUGCCCUUGUUUUAGAAAGUGAAAAGUCGGAUUUCAAUUUACGUGAAUACAUGUCAACUACAGAAUGGAUUGAUCUCUUAUCUAUCGUCACCACAGGAGCAGUAGAUAAUGAAAAAUUGCGUUCAAAUGCAGUACGAGCUAUUGGUAGUUUGUUAAGAAUAACACCAAAAGAAUAUUUUGAGAAUACACGUAUGAUGUCCUUAGUUCGAAAUGCAAUUAUGCAAGGACUUGUUAAGAACAUUGAAGCGGGUACUUCAUUAAAGAUACGUUGGAAUGCAUCACAUGCAGCAAGCAAUAUGCUGUUGAAUCCUUAUUUCCCUAUAGGUGACAUCUAUCCUUGGACAAAUCCACUUUAUCAAGCCUUAAUCAAAGCUUUGUUGCAUUGUAAGAAUUUUAAAGUCAGAAUUAAUGCAUGUUUAGCUUUAACGACACCUAAAAAGAAAUCAGAUUAUGGAAACCAAUUGCCUAUUAUUGUAGAAAGUAUUUUAGAAGCUUGGAAGAUAUGUCAAGAGAAUCAUGGAUAUAAAGAAGUUAAAUAUAAAGAACAAUUUGAACAUCAAGUAAGAAACUAUCUAUGCGCACACACACAUAAAUAA